This is a messenger RNA of Cryptotermes secundus, 1128 nucleotides long. RefSeq lists its product as uncharacterized. NCBI's taxonomy places the organism in Eukaryota, Metazoa, Arthropoda, Insecta, Blattodea, Kalotermitidae. The record is from RefSeq and is a predicted model, not a curated record. The transcript has a single exon. The coding region runs from base 1 to 1128 and encodes 375 amino acids.
AUGGAAGAAAAACAACAUGAUGCUGGUAUUACUAGCAGACCAGUACCAAUAGAGACACCAACAAUUGCCGUGCGGCUUCCGCCGUUCUGGGCCGAAAGACCAGCAGUUUGGUUCGCUCAAGCCGAAGCACAGUUCACUUUGGCCGGUAUCAGUAGCGAGCAGACGAUGUUCUGCUACGUGAUCUCGCAGUUGGACAAACGUUACGCAUCGGAAGUAGAGGACAUUAUCACCUCUCCAACCAAACGAGGCCCCUACAUCCUACUGAGGACCGAGCUUGUGAGGAGGCUAUCCCCAUUACCAGAGCAGCGCAUCCGGCAACUCCUCACGGUUGAGGAAUUUGGCGAACGUAAGCCGUCCCAUUUCCUGAGUUACCUCAAAAGUCUCGCACCAGAGGUGCCUGAUAACGUCAUCAGAAGCGUCUGGACCAGCCGGCUACCCCGCAACGUCCAGAGCUUCCUCGCCGGCCAGAACGAGAUCAACUUGGAGGCCGCAGACCUCUGUGCAGACCGCAUUUUCGAGGUCGAAUUUGGCCAACGCUCGCUAGCGUUAAUGAACCCACGGACAUUUGCGAACUUCGGCAGGAGAUCGCUGAACUCUCGCGCCAAGUGGCUGCACUCAGGACCGAACAGGACCGCGUCCACCCCCACUUCAGGGAGUCCGACAACAAACCGAGAAACAGAGGCUCCCGUCGAAAAUGUUCCCGCCCCGCCUUCAUUUUCCGACGGCCCGGCCGCUUCGGCCCUCGGGCACAAAACUGUAUUCCGCCCUGCAGGGAAACUGACGCAGCGGACAUCAUCGGCGGCCGAUGUCUAUGCUACGAUAACAGGCCGCCUCUUCAUAAAGGACAGAGUCAGCAAACGGCAGUUCCUAGUCGACACGGGUACGGACCUCUGUGUAUACCCCCCAGGCUCGUCCAUCGACUCAUGGAGCGUAACAACUAUGACCUGUGCGCGGUUAAUGGCACUACCAUCCACACAUACGGCUGGCUGCCUCUCAGCCUCGACUUGGGCCUACGCCGAGAAUUCACGUGGCGCUUCGUGGUGGCCGAUGUCCCGCAUCCUAUCAUCGGCGUGGGUUUCCUGUCACAUUUCGGUCUUCUGUUGGACUGUUGGAACAACCACAAUCUAG